CCAGUACCAAAAGCAAAUGCAGAGAAAGUUUUGUACAGGAAUUUUGUAAGAAUGACCAUCUUGAAGUCAACCAAGAGUUUGUGAUAACUAUAUAAGCUGUAGAUGACUCAGAGAAUAAGAUAGCUAUUGGGAGUUGUUUCGAAGGACAGUGGCAAAAUGGUAAAAGACACGGUUUGGGAGUUGAGACGAGAGGACGAUGGAUAUAUAGGGGAGAAUGGACGCAGGGUUUCAAGGGGCGGUACGGUGUUAGACAAUCGAAUACGUCGACGGCUAAGUACGAAGGGACUUGGGCGAAUGGUUUACAAGACGGAUAUGGAUCUGAGACAUAUGCAGAUGAUGGAACAUAUCAGGGACAAUGGAUGCGGGGCAUGCGACAUGGCUACGGUAUCAGAAAAAGCGCGCCGUUCGGUAAAGCAUCCAAAUACAGAGCGAACAAAACACUGAGAGCGUCGUUGACAUCAUUACGUAGUAAUGAAGGCGCACAGGGUGGUCCAAAUCCUGAGUUAACCGACAAGAGAGACCGUAGGGUAGAUGAUUCGAGGGGUGGCUUCGUAUUGAAAAUGAAUUCCGCAGAACCAACAGCGAGAAGGCGAUCAUUAGGAUCGGGGAACGUUAAGAAAGGGUUAUUUACGGGUUUGAAACUAAAAAAACAACGAAGUACUGGAGAUUUAGAAAAACGAGGGGGUUCAGGAAGCAUACGAUCUACAGGGUCUUCAGCAUCUUGGGUCAGUACGGAUUCCGCGCAGUCAGCUAUGACGAAUGCCUCCAUACCGUCCGAUUCCAAUGCAAGUUUUGUUAUAGAGGACGAAACUAUGGAUCCUAGUGUAGUGGAAACCUACAUGGGCGAAUGGAAAAACGAUAAACGAUCAGGAUACGGUAUUAGUGAACGAUCGGACGGUUUAAAAUAUGAAGGUGAAUGGUACAAUAAUAAGAAAUACGGAUACGGCGUAACAACAUUCAGUAACGGCGAAAAAGAAGAAGGAAAAUAUAAAACUAAUGUUUUAAUAACUAGCCAAAAGAAAAAAUUAUUUUUAAUGAGAAGUGCUAAAUUUAGGGAAAGGAUAGAUGCGGCGGUAAACGCCGCUCAACGAGCUUCAAAAAUAGCAUUACAAAAAUCCGAUAUAGCUAUCAAUCGAACAGCAACAGCAAGAGGAAAAGCAGAACAAGCAGAUAUAGCGGCAGCGCAUGCUAAAGAAGAUUCUGAUAUAGCGGAAAAUGUAGCUAAACAAUACGCCCCCGAUUUUAAACAGCCUGGUUUAGAAAGGCUAAGAGCUAGACAGAAUAAAUAUAGAGAAAGACAGAUGCAAAAUCAGAGCAUCGACGCAGAAAAUAAACCAAAUAUAAAUUCAAUUAACCAAAUGGCUAAAAUUCCUAACCAAAUUCCCAAUCAAAUACCCAACCAAAUACCCAAUCAACUAUCGAACCAAAUACCUAAUAAAGUCAAUCAAUUAUCUAAUCAGAAUCAAAUGAAAUGGACGAAUCCUAACCAACAAAAUCAAUCCCAAGUCAACAACUACACGCAACCCUCCAAUCCCUAUCCCCAAUCUCAAUACAUAGAUCCCAAUAAUAAACCCAACAAUCCUUAUAGCAAUCCUUCCAGCAGUAAUCCCUAUAAUAACACUGCACAGAUGCAUUUGAAUGAUAAUGGACCGCAUCUUUCGAAAAAUCCCAAUGAAAUCAAUCAGGAUAUUGGAAUCAAACCAUCAUCUAAUACCGAUAGUACUGUGAAAUCAUCUAAUCAAGAAACUGGGUUUAAGAACGUUAUGUCUCCCAGAAAUUCAAUACCCACAGAAGACCAUAUGCAAGGUUCUGCGUUAAGGAGAAUGUCGAGGAGAGUAUCUGGAGAUCGACCGUAUCUAGGAAACAUUGGACAGCAGUCCUCAAUAGACCAUUUCGAUCAUUACAAGAGACCACCAAGCAGAGACUCUAGCGUUGAUAGAUAUUCGCGUGCAACAGGCCGACUGAGUAACGCUAUGAAUUCAAGACAACCAUCUGUAGAUCGUACAGCUAAUGUUGUACCAAGCGAAACUCCAGACCGAACACUGCGAGCACCAUCUGCAACCAGAGGAAGUACCCCAGCACCACCUAAUUUCACAAAUCCCUCAUCUGUAGCUAAAAACGGUUCAGUAAUGACUGGAGCCGCAGUGAAAAUGACCGAAAGUAACGCCAAGUUAGCAGGAAACUCAACUCCAGUGCCACCUUUCGAGGAUAUUAUAAUGAGGAAGCGUGGAUUAGGGCAAGAUAUCGUACCGUCUCUCAACCAACCAAAAAGGACUGAAAGUCUUUUUAUCCCUGGGCAGCAAACCACUCCUGCUGCUAAGGUCAGUACUCCUCAGAACCUAGUGACUCAAACUUCGUUGCAGAGAAAGAAAUCACUGCCUGAUUUUCAAGAGCUGCCCAGAACGACUGGCGCAAUGUCCAGAGAGGAAGUUUCCUAUUUGGGCUCGGCUCGCCGAGAAGAAAUGAGAAGACAACAAGAUGAUUACGAAAGACUCCGUGCCAAUCCACUCCUCUACUUAUUCAGUCCCCAAGUCAAGGACUGGUUCUCGCGCCAACAGUUGGUCCUUGUAGUUCUAUUCAUCAACAUCUCUUUGGCAAUUAUGUUCUUCAAGCUACUAACAUAGUACAGGCUGAGCGUCGACGGACGCGUUGGGACAAACAAGAUAAAAACGAGUUUAAACAAGUUUUACAAUUUACCUAAAUAAAGACAUUUUUACAGCAUCAAUUUUUGGUCAUGCUUCGGUUUGGUGGUUUGCAGAUCUGUACAGUAAAGGUCUUUUAAUCACAAAAUUAUAACAUUUUAAUAACUUUUACUUGAAACGGCACAAAAUAUUUCAAAUAUAGUGAUAAUGGGGCUGAUUAUUUGACUGACUUUUUCUGUACAGAUCUGUAGCGCUCGUUAUUGAAUGCGUGAUAUUUUGUGGAUAAGAAGAAUGCUGUGUCGUUUUUUGGGAACAUUUUUCGCUGUUGGAUUUUUUGUCAGAUUUUAUGAAAAUGUUUCUUGUAUUGGUCACGUUUUUUUACAUUGUGCUGCUAAUUUGGAAAUAGUUGCACGAUUGUAGUGACAUAUUUCCCCAAACGAUUAAUUUCAAUAAAAAAAAGAUAUAAAAAUUAAAAAAAAAUAUAUUCACGAAACACUCUAUUUUUGGAAAUGAUUGUUUUGCGAGAUUUAUUUUCGAGAUGUGACAAUACCUUUAAUGAUUAAAGAUAUGACUGUCAAAAAUAUUUCGAAUCAAAAGUUUCAUUCUACAUUAGGAUAGUUUCUACUAGAUUUUUAAUUUAGUUUGUAUAAAUGACGAAUUUUAACUAAAAUGUGUUGUUUCUUACAAGGUUUAGAUGAUUUUGAAGUAUAUAACAAGACUUGCCCAAAUAUAUGGGUGUUAAAAAAUGUUUUGUCGAACCUAUAAGAUAUUUACUAAACCGAAAUUAGAGUUCGAAGCAUUUUGAUUUAGUACUGAUCGUAAAAAGUAGCAACAAAUUAUAUAUUUUAUUUUUAUUCAUAUUUUAGUGAUAGGUGAUUCCUUAAAUAUUAUUAUAAAGUAAUGAGUACAAUUAAGCUAAACUAAAAUACAGUUUAUAUAGAGAUUUACUUCAAUGACAUUGAAAUACCCCAUUAGACUCAAUUUUUUUCUUAUAAUGGACCUUUUGACAUCUAAUGAGAUCACUUUGAAGAAUCUCCACUAUUAUAAUAUCAUAAUUCAACUGAUUAGCGCCCAAGUUACGACAAAAUCAAAAUGAAUUUAUUUUAAAAAAGUUGUAUAAACAUGUUGUUCAUUGAUAACUUAUAUCGAAAUAUUUAUUUAUGCUUCUAAACUUUCUUGAUUUUAGAUCCCUUCUGAUUUAAAAUUAGUUUCUUUUAUAAUUUUUUGAGAGCAAAUGAAAAUUUGACAUUUCUACUUAUUUUAAUCUUCAUCCAAGAAAGAUAUUGAAGAAUAUUUCUUUAUUAUAUGAGUAUUUCUACUGGCCAAAAUCAUAUAGAGUUGCACACAUCAUAUUGAUUGGUAUACCAGACAAAGACUCAACCAAGGUGUUAUCUUACCGGCCAAUGUCCAACCUCCUUGAAAAUUACUUCUACGUAGAAUAACUGAAGACUUACCUCCACAAGAAUAGAUCCCCUGCCAUCUGGAUUCAUACAGAAACAUUCGACAGUGCAACAAGUCCACCGACUCACGCAGAAAAUAAAUAAAGCCCCGGAGAACAAAGAUUACUGCUCUGCUGCUUUCCUCGAUAUCUGAUAGGCGUUUGACAGAGUGUGGCAUCAAGGACUGCUAUACAAAAUUAAAAGGACUCUUCCAUCAAACUACCACCCAUUUCUGAAAUCUUACCAGAACCUUCCAAACCAAAUUUAAUGAGGAAAAGUCCUAACUUUGCCCAGUCAAUGUCUCUACUAAUCAAGAACCACAAACAGCAACGAAAAAUGUUCAGGCUCAUCUGAAUCAAUUAUAUUACAAAAUUGAAGGAUCAAAGUUAAUGAGAGCUAGUUAAGUUGAACAAUACAGAAAUAUUACAAGCAGAUAGUGCUAAAUACUUUGGAAUCCAACUGGACAAAAAACUUGACUGGAAAUAUCACAAAAAAAAUCCAAAGUCUCACUUGACAACAAAGUCUUAAUCUACAAAUUUGUCAUCAAGCCUAUAUGGACAUAUGGAAUUGAGCUGUGGGGUUGCGCUUCCAAAACUAUGGUAUGUAUCAAAUCAUACCAUUCACGUGGAUCUGGAAGUGUCCACUGUACAAAAGGAAACGAUCAUCAAACAUCACAAAACUAUAUAAACCCACCUAAAUCCACUACUAAAGGAAUUGUCAAGACCAAGAAACAAAAGGACUGAAAAAAAUGGCCAAUAGACCUAGUAUGAGAUAUAAGAGGUUACAUCACUGGAAGUAAACCUCAUCAAGACAUUAUAUAUGCUAGAUUAUUACGACUAAAUUAACUCAAAUAUUGUAUAUAAAUGUUCUGAUUGUUAAUAAAAUUUUGUUAUAAAAAAAAUGAUUGUUUCAGUUAGCGUUCCAUCAUGCAAGAAUAAACCGGAACGUGAGUAUCAAACCAGACCUUCUGCACUCCUUCAGUCGUCUUGGUAUUAGCUUCUACUAGUAUCUAGUGGUACUAACAUACCUACAUAAAGCUAUAGAGAUACAGAUAUGAUGGACUUUGCGGUUUAUCUUCUUAAAACAAACAACUAAAUCUUCUGAUUUAUCCUAAUAUGAGUGAGCUCUUCUUCGCAGGUUUAGAUGACAGACAAGCUUCGAUAUUUCACAAAAAAGAGGCGACCAUUCGUUCGAGAGCAUGUGCAACACACAGAAACAUUUUUUUUUACGUACAACGCUAUAAUAUGUGUGUGUAACCUAGGGGUCAUGAAAUACCUGAUUUUCUGAAAGCAUUCCGAAGCAAGUGCAUGGUUUUUCUUGUAUUAUAUGACUUACAAUGUGGCUAUUGGUUCAAAAAUCAUUAAAAUUUUGCUUUAACAUCGAAAUAUUGUUGAUAUUUAUUUUUCAUAGACCAUAUUAAAGGACGCUAAUCAAUUGAAAGCUAAUAAUGUGGAUGAAUAGCCAUUAUUUCCAUUUAGGGAUUCAGAAAAGAACCGUUCAGUAUUGUUAAUAGAGUAAACGUUAAUUUACUAUCGUUAGUUUUUUUAAUUAUAUUCGCCAAGGUCACCAGUUUAAGUCAUUUAGCUAGAUUAAGCCCAUCUGACGAAUACCUAAAAUAUUUAGUGAAAAAAACUGUUGAAAUUGAAUCGAAACUUCUGUUAGUACUAAAGCAAACUGAUUCAAAUUCUAUACAGGGUGUACCAAGCAGCAUUUGCACCUCGAAUAUCUCGAGUUAUGUGCUGAAACAGGUCAGUUUUAAUCUACAAGGGUCUCAAUAUUUAUUGUAGUUUUAAAGGAGUUAAAUCGGACGACCUAGAUGGCCAUUCCAUAGAAUCUAGUUAACGUCCACGAAAAUGACCAUCUAAAAAAUACUACAGGUUUCCACCUUUGAUGUUAAUAAAAUUUAUUAGUAUUUAAACCUCAAUUAGUGUGUAUAGAAACAUGUUUCAUUCCAUGGAUUACAAAAAAAUACUGAACGGGAUUAAAAAGUCGUUUGAAAAUAUAAUAGAAUGAAAGCAGCUUCAAAAUAUAUAUUUCUCAACACCCCUUGUCUUGUAAGGUUUCUCUAGAGGUGAUUAUUGGUGCUGUAGGGACAUAAAUUUAGCCCCAUUGAUCUAGUGGAUGCCCUUUAUAUUUUUAUUAUUAGAAAAUAUAAUAUUUAAGAAAACAAUUGACAAGAAGUUGUGAAAAAAUGAUUAUAAUUCCCACUAAUUGAUUAAAAAAAAUUGUAAUAAAUAAAGUAUUAUUACUCUCGAUGUGUUGUGAUAUCUUGAAGAACCAUUAAGAAAGUAUACAAAAAAAAUUGAACAGAACUCUCUUUCAAGAUAUAGUUUAUAAUUUGUUUAUAAUUCUAGAACCGAUUAUUUCCAUUGUAAUAACCAUUAUAGAAAUGUAGAUGUCUCCCGUUUUGAACAAAACUCAUAAUAUUCGAGGGUGCAAUUUUUUUUGUGUCGCCCUAUAUAUUCUAUAUGCAAAAAAUUGUGCAUUGGUGAAAACAGUAUAUCGAUAUUGGUCUGAGAAAAAAUAAUAAUAAAUUGUAUACUUACCUACUUUGUAUAUAUAUAUAUGUAUCUUGAAUUUAGUUGUGCCCUUCAAUUAACCACUCGAGAUUAUUUAUUUAAUUUAUUCGAUGAGUAUAAAAUGAUGUAAAUAAUCGUUAAAGCAACAAUAGGUAGUUUGAUAAUGUGUUCCUGGCAUUGUGAUUUUUUAGGAACAUCUUAAAAAUAUGUCACUAUAUUCCUUUUAGUAAGAAAACGAGACCAAAACUUAAAUGAUUUAUUAUACUUCACUUGUUAUUAUAAGAUUUUAAAAACAAAUAUAUUUCAGUUUUAGCUUAUAUAUUUAUAUUAGACUCGAAAGUCUAUUCUUGUUGUAUCUACGAAAAUUUCUAAUUUGUAAUCAGGACAAACAAUUUAAAUUAUAACUUUGUCAUAAUGGAAAAUUGAUUUACUCUCAAAUAGUAUGUUUUCAACUGGAAACUGUGGUUAGAAUCAGUCUACUGUCUCGUUCCAGGUUUAUGUAGUCACUACGUCGUAGUGGAAAGUCGACAGCAAAUAUAACCGAAUAUAAGUUCAUAAAUCCUACAAGUCUUCAAUAUAUAAUCCAUAUCAUAACAUAUGGUUGUCAAAACUGGAUAUCCUCAAAGGAAAUCAUUGAUAGAAUAGUGUAAACAAUAAAAAAGACAUUAAACAUAAAACUGGUAGGUAUGACAGGUGACAAAGUUAGAGUGGAAAUUCGCAGGACGUACCUUAAGAUUAAAAGACGACUGAUGGAAUAAAACAUCAAUAUAUUGGAGACCUUGGACUAAAAGAGGAAAAAAUUAGGACCGCAACUGCUUUGUUGAGAUGAUUUCAAAAAAAUCGCUGGACCCAAACGGACGCAACUAUUUAAAAUAGAGAAAAUGAGGCUUAUAUAGAUAGAUAGGUAUAUAAAAUGUGAGCUAAGAAAAAUAUUUUACAGAUUUCUUUGAGCUGAUUGUACCCAUACUUAUAUUUCCGUAUAUUUUUAAUCAAAUAUCAAUUUUUUUAUAUAAAUCAGAAAAAUUAUUGGAACGUAACCUCAUAUUUGUGUAUAAUGUCAAAAAUGUAUCUUUUGACAUCUGACGUGAUGGUAAUUUUAGAUAGUUUACUGUAUUUCGCGUAAAAAACAUGACGUGAAUAACGCCAAUGUAUUUCACCCAACGUUUUAUACUAAUACACUGUUUACACUACCACUACACCAACACUGACAAUUACAUUGUCUAACGCGCUUUUAGAUAACCAAGUUAUCGUCUUAAUUAAGACUCAGUUUACCUUCAGUCUCUGAAGACGUAAACUUGGUUAUCGAAACGCGCGUCAGACAGUGUAAUUGUCAGUGUUGGUGUAGUGGUAGUGUAAACAGUGUGUUCAGUAUAAAUAUCGUCAAUGGUUCCAGAAAUUCCAGCAACUUUUUAUAUAGAAAUAACUUUAUAAGGGGAGUUGUCCAGUCCACAAAUUAGAUAUUUUUGAUAUUUUUGGUAAUUCUUGCAACUAGAUAAAAAUAGCAAGAAAAAUUUGAUGAUGAAAUUGGUCGCACAAAUAACUUCCUCAAGACAAAAUUAUAUAAAUUUUGUAAACGUAGAGAACAUAUCUUUCAAUCCAUUUUUACAUUAUUACUAUGUAUUUACAAAUAUAUUUAUUACGCAAAUAACACAGAUUAUACUAAAAACUAUAUUGAUGAAGAGUAAUUUGAAACGGAUAUAGAAAAAGAUUGUUAAAACCGCGGGACAAAAAUAUAACCUAAAAGUCAAUACAAAAUAUCAGAUUUUCUAGUCUUUUUUUCACUAUACACUGUUUUUCUGAGUGUAGGCAAUCGGUAAAUAAAGUAUAUUCUCACUAAAGCUAUUUUCAACUAAUGAAACUCUACCUAAAGCUUUGAAUUUGUCCUUGUAAUUCUCAGCUGCCACUGGGUUAUCACUUUGCAAUCUUAUGAAGUAUUCACUCAUGUUUGAUCGACUUGAACGCAAUAGUUAAAACUCAAGUCCAAAAAACUCUCGUUAAUUCAAGCACAGAAGAUACAAAACUGUCCCUAAAUUUUGUAAAUUGCUUGAAAGCUUACUUACAGACUAACAGUAUUUAUGGAGCCCUCAUAACACCAUAAAGCAAAAAACAACACGAAAAAACUCA
Molecule: messenger RNA, 8724 nt
Organism: Diorhabda sublineata
Lineage: Eukaryota; Metazoa; Arthropoda; Insecta; Coleoptera; Chrysomelidae
Product: junctophilin-1
Exons: 8
Coding region: 360-2624 (754 amino acids)
Cellular component (GO): endoplasmic reticulum membrane; junctional membrane complex; plasma membrane
Source: RefSeq, a predicted model, not a curated record